Messenger RNA from Tribolium madens (black flour beetle), 513 nucleotides. RefSeq lists its product as uncharacterized. Bases 1 to 513 code for a protein of 170 amino acids. The transcript has 4 exons. The record is from RefSeq and is a predicted model, not a curated record. Lineage: Eukaryota; Metazoa; Arthropoda; Insecta; Coleoptera; Tenebrionidae.
AUGUUCAAGAUUUUAAUUUUAUUGACUUUCAUAUUCAUAUGUAUUGAAGGCGACUAUGUACCCGAUUCUCAACGCGCCGAAUUAGUUUUUUACAAUAAAACAAUCGUGAAAGAAAUGCACUUCAAAUAUGGCAAGUACAAUCGCACUAUUUCAGCAAUGAACGUCUCUUACGUCCUUCUCCGCGAUUUUACUGACGCUAAAAUGAUGUUUACAAUCAACGGUGACCAAUUUUUUCACAAUGAGUUUCGUUUCACUGGCCAAAAAUUUGUGAUAAAUGCUUGUCAGCUCUGGAAAUUGAAUAUGUUUCACUUGGUCGAGCAGUUUAAAAAAGCUGGUUGGGUGAUGGAUCUUUGCAAUUUGAAAAAGGGACCGUAUCGCAUUACUAAUUUCAUUUUAGAUUCAGAUGCUUAUCCGAAAUAUAUGCCCAAAGGACUGUGGAGAAUCAAUAUCAAGGUGAACCACGAAAAUGUCGGGGAUAUUCUCUUUGUGCGAUGGUAUUUUGAAUUAAAUUAA